AUGGAGGCGAUGCAAAGGCUGCAUCCGGACGAGGUCAAGGCCGUGCUGGAGAUGACGCAGAUGGGUGCAGAGGUGCAGGCGGUGAGUGCGGCGCUGGAUGCGGCGAGGGAGACGGCUGGGGCUGAGCAGGAGGAAGGCAAGAGUCCCGAGCAGGGAGAGGCUGAUCUCCUGCUCGAGUGCCUGGCCGAUCACCUCGCCAAGGCCGCCCGCCGCAUCACGGCCCUCACCCUCGAGAAUGGCGAGCUCAAGUCGGACUCGGCCACCUAUCAGCGGCUAAGAACAAAGCUGCGCGAGCGGGCGCUGCAGGUCAAGGCGCUCGGCGAUCGGGUUAGUGCCGCCGAGGACGCUGCUGCCGCCGCGCAGGAAGAGGCCAAGGCGGCCAAGGCUGAGCUCGCCGCCGCCAAAGCCCACUAUCGCGACAAGGACGCCAGGGUGCGGAUGGAGGCUCAAGCGCGGGUCAAGCGCGCGCGGUCAGCGCUCAAAGUUGACAAGCGGGUGACGGCGAUGGAGGACGAGGUUCGCCGUGCGCGCGAAGCGGUCAAGGAGGCCCAGCGCGAGGCUGCACGUGCGACCGCGGACGCCCGCAAGGCCGAACGCCGUGCCAGCGAUGCCGAGCUCCGCGGUGACAAGCACAAGACUCAGCUCGAGUCGGCCAUGGCGGUCUCGCACGCAUUCGAGGAGCAGAUUCGCCAGCUCAAGGCCAAGCUCGACGCCGCCGCCGCCUUGUACAAGAAGCGCCAAGCGCAGUGGGAGGCGCAAAUUGAGGCUGCCAACCAGCGCUACGCUGAGAUGCACGAUCACUGGUCGUCAAUUCACAAGGCCACAGCUGAGCGCAUCCUUGCUGCUCAGCAGGGCGAGGCUGCUCAAAGCGAGGCCGAUCUCGUCGCUCUGCUGCGUGCAAUGCCUGAGCCUGCUCCGCCGACGCACGCGCUCUCGGUCUCCCCGGACCAGAGCGUGCGCGUCGCCGAGCUCGAAAGCCUUGUGGCUCAGCUCGAAUCUGCGCUCGACACCUCGCACCAGCAGUAUUUGGAGGCGGCGUCUGAGCUUGGGUUGACCAAGGCCGAUCUCCGUGCGGCACAGCGCGAGCUCAACGCCGUUCGCGCCGCACCGCCACCGGAUGUGGACUCGCUGCCGUCGUCGGAUGUGGAAGCUAUCGCACUGCGGGCUCGAGUCCGUGAGCUUGAGGCCACGGCUGCUCGCGUCAGUGCACUAGAAGGCGAGCUUGAGCAUGCCCAUAGCCUACUAGAGGCGCGCGCCGAAGCGAGUGGAACUGACGAGUCGGAGGUGUACACGGCAUCCCUUUCUGCUGAGCUUGCUAUGGUGCGUGCCAAGGCCAGCCGCUCGGCCGAACGCGUGGCCGAGCUGGAGGCCGAGCUGAUGCGGGCUCGUACGCUGCAGGCGGCGAGCACGCCGGCUACGUCCGCGCCAGUGGCGGAGACGCCGCUGACGCCAUCGACGUCGCGGACUCAAGCGCAGCUGGCACGCCUGCAGGGAGCAGCCGACGCGCCACUUACACCGGUGCAGGCGCGCGAGGUGUUCAGCGGUGCUGCCGUGGAACCAUCGCCAGGAGCAAGCCCUGACCUGACUGCCAAGGUUAUUGCACUGCAGGCCAUCAACGACGAGAAGGACCAACUGCUCGACACGAUGCAGGCAACGUUUGAGCUGCUCGCGUCCGAGGUUCGUGUUGCUCGGGAGCAGGCCAACGAUUCCGAGCGCGAGAACAAGAUGGCGCGGAUAGCGUACGCUGCGCUUCAGGGCCUGGUCUCGACUGCUGAGGCCCUGCAGCUGCGGGGCAUCAACGACCUUGGUCUGGACGCCAGCGCAGACGAGGUAGAGGCGCUGAGCGCCCGGGUGGUACAGUCUGCCGGCGACGCCCGACGCGGCGCUGUGGCCGGGCGGCGACAGGCCAAGCAGGCCAAGAUGCAGGGCGCAGCGGCAAAGAGCAACGCCGAGGCUGCGCUGGAGGCCAAAGCCAAUGAGCUGCGGAUUGCCGAGUCGCAGCUCUCGUCGCUCUCGUACGCGAUGGAAAAGGACGCUGUUGCUGCCAAGGCGUUCCGCAAAAAGGCGAACGCGGCGCUUCGCGCGGCUCGCGACGAGGCCGCUACGCUGAAGCGGGCCAACACCGCCAUCGACGCCGAGCUCAUGGAGGCCAAGCGCAGUCUGGCCAGCGUCAAGGCCAAGUUUGCGGCCUGGCGCAAAGAGCACUCUUCGUGUCUCCUGCACAAGGGCGGGAGCCGGGCCGGUGUCCGUAGGGUCCUUGCCAUGCUCCAGACCUCGCUUGAGGGCGACCAGAUCACUGAAGAUGCGGUCGCCAUCUCGGGCAUUGUCGACUCCCGGAAGCGGCGGCGGAGCAGCGGUGGUGACGGGAGUGUUGGCGGUGAGGGGCGGACGGCCAAGCGGCGGCGGGGCAAGGGCAAGGGCAAGGGCAAGGGCAAGGGCAAGGGCAAGCGGAAGGAUCAUGGCGAGGAAGGCUGCAAGCCCAUGGUCGACGUCGACAAGAUUCUUGCUCAGUAUGGCGACGCGUCCGGGAGGUCGGCACCGGUGAUGGCGCCGGGUUCGGCGGGCGCGAUGGGUGGCGGGAUCGGGGCCGGGAUGGCGGCGGGAUUGGCACCCAUGGACGAUGGCGAGUUUGUGUGGCGCGGAGAAGCGAAGCAUGGAGGGCGCAGGCAGGGCGAGGCGUCGGCGGGAAGGGUUAAGGCGAAGCGGAAGCGAAAGCGGAAGCGGAGGCGGAGGUCGAAGCGUACGUCGCAGACCCGGUCGAUGUCCGGGAGUGGUAGCGGGCGGGAGGGCUCAUCAUCGUACUCGGGCGGCGGGCGGCGGAUGCGCCACGACUCUUCGUCGUCGUCUGGCAAUGAUGGAGCGGGGCCGGGCGGGGCGCUUGAGGGCGAGCCGUUGUGGUCGGGAUCCGGCGCAUGGUCGGUCUCGUCAAGCAGCUUGGGCGCCGAGUGGUCGGACGAUGAUGGAAGUGGGUGGCUGGCGCAGGUUGUCUCGGUGCGGGCGGUGGAGCCAUCGCGGGUUGUACGGCCGCUGCGCAGAGAACGCCGGGCGCCAAGCGAUGUGGGCACUGCCGAGGCCGGCACCACCGUCUACCGCAACAAGGACGGAAGCAGGAUGACUGCCAGCGAGGCCGCGGCCGCUGAGGCUGCAGCCGCGCGCAAGCGUCGUGGAGAGGUUCCUAUCUGGGGCACCGGGCUGGCGCAGAUGGCUAGCGCACAGGCACAGGCUGCAGAAGCGCGGCUGGUGGCAGCGACGCCGCUGGCCCAGUCGUCCAAGGACGCCUCGGUUGCCGCACUCAUGCAGACCAAGUCACGAUGGGACGAUCCGAUGGCACUGCUAGCAUCUUCACAGGCAGCCGGGGGAGCGAGCGGCCAAAGUGGGCCGAGCUUUGCCGAUGCGCGGCCACGGUACACCCUCGGCCGGCCGCCGGCCAACCGGUUCGACAUUGCGCCAGGCUACCGAUGGGACGGCGUCGAUCGGUCAAACGGCUUUGAAGCCCGGCACCUUGCCUCGUCUGGUUUCAAGAGCUCAUCGACUGCUUGA
Messenger RNA from Thecamonas trahens ATCC 50062, 3540 nucleotides. RefSeq lists its product as uncharacterized. Gene Ontology annotation, cellular component: U2-type spliceosomal complex; RES complex. Gene Ontology annotation, molecular function: RNA binding. The coding region runs from base 1 to 3540 and encodes 1179 amino acids. Gene Ontology annotation, biological process: mRNA splicing, via spliceosome. Lineage: Eukaryota; Apusomonadida; Apusomonadidae. The transcript is spliced from 3 exons. The record is from RefSeq and is a predicted model, not a curated record.